AUGGAAGAUGAGCUUGACGCUGCUCAGCUGAGACAAACAAGUGAUCUGAACAAGAAUUUAAGAGCGGGUGCUGGUGAGGGGUCCUUGCUUCAUUUGUAUGAAAGCAGACUACGUCGGCUAAAGCAAUAUGAAGAAAUUGUGUAUUCCAGAUACCAUGGCGCAAUCCCCGGAGAGUUGGAAGAAGACUUUUUCCAAGGGCCGAAUCCAGCAGACAAUCUGAAUGCUAAGGAAGAAGAAGAGCAGAAGCCUUCAGCGGAGCCAUCAAGAAUAGAAUCGUUGUCCAAGAACAAUGCUGCUGCUGGCCCACCUUCUGUCAUCAAUAUUGACGACCUUGAGACAGGCACAUAUGAAGACAUUUCGGUAUCUACUGGAUUAAACUCCUUAUUGACUUCAAGUAUCAUUGAACCAAAGAGCGAGAUGGCACAAGAAGAACAAGAUGGUUUCCAUGAUGACCGAGGCGGAGAAUCCCAAGGAACCAUCCACAACAGCGGAAUCCAUCCAAGUGGCCACAAUAGUAAUAAUACAUUUCAUGUAUCUCGGCGGGAACCUUCCAAAGAAGAAGAAGAAGACAACAAUGGUAGCGACGAGAACGAUACCAUUAAUCGAGCAUACACAUAUCAGGCAAGUUCUGAUUCCAAGUUUGAGGAGUAUUCGUGUUUGAUUGACCCAAAAAGAGAUGACCGAGCGGUAGAGAUUAUGCUAUACUCUGCCAAACGACCGCAUAUGCGAGCCUUCCAUCUUUCAUGGCUUGGCUUCUUUGCCGCAUUUUUCAAUUGGUUUGGAAUUGCGCCGCUCAUGAGUCAGGUCGCUCAUUCUCUGAGAAUCAAUCGAACGCAAGUAUGGACAGCCAAUACUAUGGCUGUUGUUGGGUCCUUUAUUACUCGAGUAAUGGCAGGACCACUCAAUGACAUAUAUGGCUCCCGAGUUGUAAUUAGUGUCUCGCUCCUAAUAUCUGCAGUUCCGGCAAUAUUAUCAGGAGUAUUGAUCCAUGGAGCCGUCAGUUUGUACAUUGUCCGGUUCUUGGUUGGAAUUGCAGGCUGUGUCUUUGUCACUUGUCAGUUUUGGACCGCGUCCAUGUUCACAACCGAAGUGGCUGGAACCGCUCUCUCGCUCACAGCAGGAUGGGGAAAUCUCGGGGGCGGCUUCUCCCAUCUUGUCAUGGGAUCACUGCUAUUUCCUCUCUUUAAUCUCCUCUAUGGUGGCGAUGGCUACAAGGAAGUUCAAUCGUCAGUCUUUCCCAACGACACAAACUUUGAAACCAACAAGCCAUCCGAUAGGGCGUGGCGUACAAUCUUAGCCAUUCCAGGCAUUUUGUCACUUGUAGUCGCCUACCUUUCAUUCAAACAUGCUGACGAUACUCCGAAGGGAAAUUUAGGCAAACGAAAAAAGCUUGGCUUGAUUACUCAAGAAUCUGUUUCGAAGGCACUGGGACGGGCCGCCAAUGAUAAGAAUACAUGGCUCAUGUUCUUUCAAUACGGCUGCUGCUUUGGAGUGGAACUUACCAUGACGAGCGCCGCCUCUCUGUACUUUCAAGAAGAAUUUGGCCAGUCCACUGCAAGUGCCGCUGCUAUUGCAUCCGUCUUUGGAUGGAUGAAUUUGUUUGCUAGAGGACUUGGUGGAUUCUGUUCGGACAUGGCGAGUGCAAGAUAUGGAAUGAGAGGUCGCCUGUGGGUUCAAAUGUUUACUCUUUUCUGUCAGGGAGGCCUUGUUUGCGUAUUUUCUGUUACAAGUACACUUACUUCGGCGAUUGCUGUUAUGGCACUUUUCAGCAUCUUUGUUCAAGCGGCAGAAGGGUCUUCGUUUGCUAUUGUGCCGUAUAUUAACCAUGAUGUGACAGGUUCCAUUUCUGGCAUUGUCGGUGCUGGUGGCAAUUUCGGAGCCAUUGCAUUUUCGCUGAUCUUUCGGCAGACACAGAAUAGGACAGCUUUUUUUUAUAUGGGAUGUGCCGUGGUGGCAAGCUCUCUGCUUUGUGCUUUUGUCACGAUUGAUGGACACCGGUCACUCUUUUUUGGAGAAGAUGCAACGGAAGUCAAGGAGCGAAGAAGUGCGCACGCAGGUCAACUUGGGAAGCUGCCUACUGUGGACUUUAGGAAUUCUGAGAUGCAAAAAAGGAGAAAUAUUAUGGCGGAGAGUAGUGUUGAAGAAGAAUCUAGGAGGACAUUCGAUAACGACGAUAUCAUUAGUGUGCACGGGGCUUCUUUCGACGAUGUUGUCUCAGGCACGGAAGUUGCGAACGCAUAA
Molecule: messenger RNA, 2241 nt
Organism: Cylindrotheca closterium
Lineage: Eukaryota; Bacillariophyta; Bacillariophyceae; Bacillariales; Bacillariaceae
Source: the annotation of a GenBank genome assembly